GGCACCCGGGAGGAAGAGACGCGGCGGCGGCGACGCCGACACCUGUGGGACGAGCGUCCCGCCCUGCCUGCGAGCCCAGGGAGGAGGCGGCGAGGCCCGGCCCCCGCAGCCCCUGGUGUAGAAAGGUGACUCCCCGGCGCGCACCCUCAGGUCUCGUUCACGCUCGGGACCCCGCGCUGCGCCAUGUUCAAGAAACUGAAGCAGAAGAUCAGCGAGGAGCAGCAGCAGCUGCAGCAGGCGCUGGCCCCACCUCAGAUUAAAGGAGCCAGGCUGCUCGUUACAGAACUGAAUGAACUGGCAUCUCAGUAUCCAGCUGGGGUGUACAAGGCGUCCUCCAAUUCUUCAACACCAACAAGAACCAGAAGCAGGACGCCUUCGUUUACAGAGCAACUUGACGAAGGUACACCCAACAGAGAGCUACUAGCCGGAAUGAUAGCAGAGCCCGCCUUUCUUUCUGAGUAUACUAUCUUUGCUUUGGAUCCCUCCAAACAGCUUAAAACAAAGACUGACAGUGUGAAUGCAUCUAUCCAUGUCACGAAAUCUUCCGAAAGUGUUAAUGGAAGUGAACCAUCUACUCCCCAGCCAGGUGACACGCAAUCUUUUGCACAGAAGCUCCAGCUCCGGGUACCUUCUGUGGAGUCUUUGUUCCGAAGUCCAAUAACGGAGUCCCUAUUCCGAUCUUCCUCUAAAGAGUCCUUGGUACGAACGUCUUCCAGAGAGUCCCUGAAUCGACUUGACCUGGACUUAUCUCCUGCCACCUUUGAUCCCCCCUCCGAUAUGGAGAGCGAGGCUGAAGACUCACUAGGGAAUUCAGACAGUCUCAACAAAGAGCAGUUAAUUCAACGGCUGCGAAGAAUGGAACGGAGUUUAAGUAGCUACAGAGGAAAAUACUCUGAGCUUGUUACAGCUUAUCAGACUCUUCAGAGAGAGAAGAAAAAGCUACAAGGUAUAUUAAGUCAGAGUCAGGAUAAAGCCCUUCGCAGAAUUGCAGAAUUAAGAGAGGAGCUCCAGAUGGACCAGCAAGCAAAGAAACAUCUCCAGGAGGAGUUUGAUGCGUCUUUAGAGGAGAAGGACCAGCAUAUCAGUGUUCUCCAGACUCAGGUUUCUCUGCUAAAACAUCGACUACAAAAUGGCCCGAUGAACGCUGAUAUACUUAAACCACUCCCCCAGGUGGAGCCACAGGCUGAAAGCGUCUCUAAGGAAGAGAAUGCGGAGAGCAGUGCAGAGCCCGCAGUAGCUGGAGAUGGACCCUCUUCUAAAACACUGGAAGCGCUUCAGCAGAGAGUGAAGCGUCAGGAGAAUCUCCUUCAGCGCUGUAAGAAAACAAUCCAUUCGCAUAAGGAGCAGUGCACCCUGUUAACCAGUGAAAAAGAAGCAUUGCAAGAGCAACUGGAGGAGCGGCUGCAAGAGCUAGAAAAAACGAAGGAGCUUCAUAUGGCUGAGAAGACUAAACUUAUCACUCAGUUGCGUGAUGCAAAGAACUUAAUUGAACAGCUUGAACAAGAUAAGGGAAUGGUGAUAGCAGAGACAAAGCGUCAGAUGCACGAAACUCUGGAGAUGAAAGAAGAAGAAAUCGCUCAGCUUCGCACCCGCAUCAAGCAGAUGACUGCCCAGGGGGAGGAGCUACGGGAGCAGAAGGAAAAGUCUGAGAGAGCUGCUUUUGAAGAACUUGAAAGAGCCUUGAGUACAGCCCAAAAAACAGAAGAAGCUCGGAAAAAAAUGAAGGCAGAAAUGGAUGAACAAAUCAAAGCUAUUGAGAAGACGAGUGAGGAGGAGCGUGUCACCCUUCAGCAGGAGUUAAGUCGGGUGAAACAGGAGGUUGUGGAUAUCAUGAAAAAAUCCUCAGAAGAGCGAACGGCUCAGCUGCAGAAGCUUCACGAAGAGGAACUGGCCCGCAGAGAGCAGGAGCUGACCAAGAAGCUUCAGGCCCGAGAAAGGGAAUUUCAGGAGCAAAUGAAAGCAGCUCUUGAAAAGAGUCAGUCAGAAUAUUUGAAGAUCACCCAAGAAAAGGAACAGCAAGAAUCUUUGGCCCUGGAAGAGCUGGAGUUGCAGAAAAAAGCAAUUCUCACAGAGAGUGAAAAUAAACUUCGGGACCUUCAGCAAGAAGCAGAGACUUACAGAACUAGAAUUCUUGAAUUGGAAAGUUCCUUGGAAAAAAGCUUACAAGAAGGUAAAACCCAAUCGGAAGAUUUAGCUAUCCAUUUGGAAGCUGAAAAAAAUAAGCACAAUAAAGAAAUCACGAUCAUGGUUGAAAAACACAAGACAGAACUGGAAAGUCUGCAGCGGCAGCAGGAUAACAUUUGGACUGAAAAACUCCAAGUCUUAAAGCACCAGCAUCAGACAGAAAUGGAAAAACUCAGAGAAAAAUGUGAACAAGAAAAGGAAGCAUUGUUGAAAGACAAGGAGAUUCUCUUCCAGUCCCACAUAGAAGAGAUGAAUGAAAAAACUUUAGAAAAGCUUGAUGUGAAACAAAUAGAACUGGAAUCCUUAUCUUCUGAGCUGUCCGAAGUGUUAAGAGUCCGCCACAAUCUAGAAGAAGAACUUUCUGCACUGAAGGCUCAAGCAGAUAAAGUGAAGCAGGAAUUAGAGGCCAGGCUGGAUGAACAGAAAAGUCAGCACCAGCAGCAAGUUGACAGUAUCGUUAAAGAUCAAGAGAUGUCUAUCCAGAAAACUGAGAAAGCAUUAAAAGAUGAAAUUAAUCAACUUGGGCUCCUUCUAAGGGAAAAGGACCAGCGUUUAAAAGAGUAUCAGACUCGUGUGGAGAAUCUAGAGGCAGAUCUCCAAAGGUCUGAAGGGGAGCUCCAGCAGACCUCUGCUAAGGUGGACCUUUUUCAGUCAUACCAGAGCACUUCACAGGAGCAGGCAAAAGCUUAUGAGGAGCAGUUGGCCCAACUGCAGCAAAGAUUGUCGGGUUUAGAAACAGAAAGACUUCUCCUUACGAAGCAGGUAGCUGAAGUUGAAACACAGAAGAAAGAUGUUAGUGCCGAGUUAGACACUCACAAAAUCCAGGUCCGGGACUUAAUACAGCAACUUGAAAAGCAGAAUAGUGAAAUGGAGCAAAAAAUAAAAUCUCUAACCCAACUCUAUGAGUCCAAACUGAAAGAUAAUAACAUAGAGCAGGAACAGACAAAGCAAAUCUUGAUGGAAAAGGAAAAUUUAAUUUUACAAAUGAGAGAAGGACAAAGCAAAGAAAUUGAGAAAAUCAAACAGAAGUUGUCGGCCAAGGAGGACAGUAUUAGUAUUUUGCAUGAGGAGUAUGAAACCAAAUUUAAAAACCAAGAAAAAAAGAUGGAAAAAAUUAAGCAGGAAGCAAAGGAGAUACAAGAAACGUUAAAGAAGAAAUUGUUGGAUCAGGAAGCCAAACUUAAAAAGGAGCUUGAAAAUACCGUUCUAGAGCUGAGUCAGAAGGAAAAACAGUUCAAUGCGAAAAUCUUGGAAAUGGCACAGGCAAACUCAGCUGGAAUCAGCGAUGCAGUGUCAAGACUGGAAAUGAACCAGAAGGAGCAAAUAGAAAGUCUUACGGAGGUGCACCAGCGAAAACUUAGUGAUGUCGUAUUAAUCUGGGAAAAGAAACUUAAUCAGCAAGCCGAAGAACUUCGGGAGAAACAUGCAAUUCAUUUACAGGAAAAAGAACACGAGGUGGCAGAACUGAAACAAAAGAUCCUCAUAUUUGGGUAUGAAAAAGAAGAGAUGAACAGGGAAAUAGCGUGGCUGAAGGAGGAAGGUGUAAAACAGGAUACAGCACUGAAUGAAUUACAGGAACAGUUAAAACAGAGGUCUGCUGAUUUGAAUUCUCUCUCGCAAAAUGAAGAUACCCUGAAAGCACAACUUGAAAAGCUAGAGGUCGACCUGAAUCAUUCUCUGAAGGAAAAUACUUUUCUUCAAGAGCAGUUAACUGAACUAAAGACACUGGCAGAACAAGAUAAGCUUAAGGUUUCUGAGCUGACUGACAAAUUGAAGGCCACUGAUGAUGAAUUCCAGAGUUGGAAAUCUUCACAUAAAGAAAGUAAGAAAAACCUAGAGGACAAAAGCUUGGAAUUCAAGAAACUGUCUGAGGAGCUAGCAACACAGCUAGAUAUUUAUUGCAAGAAAACUGAAGCCUUAUUGCAAGUUAAAACAAAUGAGCUAGUCAACGUUAGUAACAGCAAAAUUAAUGUCAUGCUUUCUAGAAUUUCCCGUUGUCAGCUCCACACAACUAAAGUUAAGGAGACACUGUUAAUUCAAACUUGCAAAGUUUCUGAAUUAGAAGCACAAAUUAGACAGCUGACAGAAGAGCAAAAUACACUAAAUAGUUCUUUUCAACAGGCUACCCAUCAGUUAGAAGAAAAAGAAAAUCAAAUUAAGAGCAUGAAGGCUGAUAUUGUAGGUCUUGUAACGGAAAAAGAAGCCUUACAGAAGGAAGGAGGCCAUCAGCAACAGGCUGCCUCUGAAAAGGAGUCUUGCAUCACCCAGCUAAAGAAAGAGUUAUCUGAAAACAUCAAUGCUGUCACGUCGAUGAAAGAAGAGCUUAAAGAGAAAAAAUCUGAGAUCAGCAGUCUUAAUAAACAGCUAACCGACUUGAACGAUCAGCUUCAGAAUAGCAUUAGCCUGGUGGAAAAAGAAGCAGCCAUUUCCUCACUAAGUAAGCAAUACGAUGAAGAACAGCGGGGGUUGCUGGAGCAGGUGCAGGCUUUAUCUCUGAAAGUCGAAACUCUGAGUAAAGAGAAGAUUUCUGCCCUCGAGCAGGUAGAUCACUUGUCCACCAAGUUCUCAGAAUGGAAGAAGAAAACACAGUCAAGAUUUACACAGAAUCAAAAUACUAUUAAAGAGUUGGAGGUGCAGCUUGAUUUAAAAACGAAGGAAGCCAGUGAAAAGGACGAGCAGAUACAUUUUCUGAAGGAAGACCUUGGUCAGCAAAAUAAAAGAUUUGAAUGUUUGAAGGGCGAAAUGGAGGAUAAGAAGAGCAAGAUGGAGAAAAAGAAGUGUAAUUUAGAGACUGAGUUAAAAACUCAAACAGCAAGAAUUAUGGAGUUAGAGGGACACAUUACUCAGAAAACAGCUGAACUUGAGUCCUUACGUGAAGUCCUUGAAAAUUGCAAACAACAGAAGGAUACUGAACGGGAAGAACUGGUUCAGAAACUUCGGCACGUUCAAGAGUUAGAAGAAGAAAAGGACAACAGGGUUAUAGAAGCUGAAGAAAAAGUCUUGAGGCUUGAAAAGCAAGUGUCUUCCAUGAAAUCUGAGCUUGAAACUAAGACUAAAGAGUUAGAACAUGUGACUUCCAGUGUGAAAAGCAAAGACGAGGAGUUAAAGGCACUGGAAAACAGACUGGAGUUGGAAAGUGCUGCAAAAUUAGCAGAACUGAAGAAAAAAGCUGAACAAAAAAUUGCUGCCAUUAAGAAGCAGUUGUUAUCGCAAAUGGAAGACAAAGAACAGCAAUAUAAAAAAGACAGAGAAAGCCACUUAAGUGAGCUAAAUACGAAAUUGCAGGAAAGAGAGAGGGAAGUUCUCAUCUUGGAAGAAAAACUUAAGUCAGUAGAAAGCUCACCACAACCAGGAAUAUCAGUUGUACCCAGAUCAGCCAAAAACUGGGCAGUAGGUACCAUGCCAGAAGAAACAGAUGCCCAAGGCCGUGUGCAGGGGGCCUAUGAAGACAAAAUCAGGGUUUUACAAAGAACUUUAACUGAAAAAGAGACUCUGUUACAGAGGCUAGAGCAGGAAAAAGAAGAGACAAUUUCUUCCGAUUCUGAAAUGCUGUGCAAAUACCAGGAGCUCUUAAUAAAGUUAGAACGUGCUGAAACAAAGCAGCGCGAGGAUCAAGUUAUGAUAGACCGUCUUAAAGAAGAACUUGAAGAGAAAAACAAGGCAUAUUCCUUGAUAGUAUCCCAGCACGUGGAAGAAGGGGAGAAAAAUAACAUUGGGGCAAAGCAGACCUUGGGAAAUGUGGUUGACGAGGUCCAGAAAACCCUCCAGGAGAAGGAGCUAACCUGUCAGACCUUGGAGCAGAAGAUAAUAGAGCUGGAUUCCUGCUUAGUAAGAGAGAAGGAAGUACAUAGAGUUGAAAUGGAAGAGUUGACCUCAAAGUAUGAAAAAUUACAGGCUUUACAGCAACAGAUGGACGGAAAAAAUAAACCCACAGAAGCUCUGGAGGACAGUGCUGAACGAGAGCUGAAAUCACGUGUGGCCCAGCCCACCUCGCUUGGCAGCGUGGAGGCCCGGCACGACGACCUGGGACUUCAGUUAGCAGGUGCGGAGCGGGAGAACCAGAGGCUGAGCAAGGAGAUGGCAAGACUUCAGAAGGACCUUCGGAUGUUACGGAAGGAGCACCAGCAAGAACUGGUUAUAGUAAAGAAAGAAUACGAACAGGAAAUGGAAGAGAAAAUCAAACAGGAACAAGAAGACUUUGAGUUGAAGCACAAUUCCACAUUAAAGCAGCUCAUGAGGGAGUUUAACACGCAGCUGGCACAGAAGGAGCAGGAGCUGGAAAUGACCAUAAAGGAAACCAUUAAUAAGGCCCAGGAGGUGGAGGCUGAACUUUUGGAAAGCCAUCAAGAAGAGACAAAUCAGUUACAUAAAAAGAUCGCAGAGAAAGAAGAUGAUCUAAAAAGAACAGCCAAAAGAUACGAAGAAAUCCUUGAUGCUCGUGAAGAAGAAAUGACUGCGAAGGUAACGGAGCUGCAGAGUCAACUCGAGGAGCUACAGAAGAAAUAUGAGCAGGGGCGACAGCAGGAGGAGAACCCUGGCAGCGAUCAAGUAACAAUUAUGGAGCUACAGACACAGCUCGCACAGAAGAGCACGCUUAUCAGUGAUUCAAAGUUGAAAGAGCAGGAGUUCAGAGAGCAGAUUCACAAUUUAGAAGACCGUUUGAAGAAAUACGAGAAGAACGCCUAUGCAAAAACUGUGGGGCCACCUUACAAAGGUGGCAAUUUGCAUCAUACAGAUAUCUCGCUCUUUGGAGAACCUACCGAAUUUGAGUAUUUGCGAAAAGUGCUUUUUGAGUACAUGAUGGGUCGUGAGACUAAGACCAUGGCAAAGGUUAUAACCAGUGUGCUGAAGUUUCCUGAUGACCAGACUCAGAAAAUUUUAGAGAGAGAAGAUGCUCGGCUAACGUUCACUUCACCUCGCGGUGGUAUCUUCUGAGUAAACCAUCAGUCUGUGCUUAGUUAGCAUGUGUCCUGGCUCCGAGCUUCAUCUUGAAGAAAUGGGGAGAGUGAUGUUGGUCAAGCCUGCUGCUUGGAAAACUGUCCACAUUUGUAAUUCUUUGAGAAUGAAGCCGUUAUUUAGGGCCCCUCGUGUAGCCAAAAGAACGAGAAAAGUCUGACGUUGGCCCAGAUUGCCUUUAAAGUAGAUUAUGUCAGCAGAGAAAUGGUGACAGUUUUUUUCUUUUUUUCUUCAGUUUUCUGUUGGGAAGAAUUUUAUGUUGUUUAAAAGAUAUUUUUAAUGACUUAACCUGGUUUAUGAUCUCACCUAGUGUCCCUUCUAUUCUUUUUGUCCCUCUUUUUACAGAACUGCUUGCCUUUCCUAUUUAUUUUUAAGGUGAUUUUUUAAAAAGACUUGUGCAAUACAUUUUGAGGUGAAACUUAGUGGCUUUUUUCUGAUAAAUUAGAGCAUUUAAUUGACUAUUUUCUCCAGAUUUGUUGAAUAUUUGCUAAAGACUAGCUCUUAAAGCUCUGACAUAAAUCCAAACGGCAGUACCUCAUUGUUUACUCAGCUUUCGUACUUAUACUUUUCAGAGGAAAAAAUACUACUGUAAAUUGUAAAUAGUCAACAUGUAAUUGUAUGCAGAUCUGUGACUGCUGACAACGUCAUCUCCAAGGAACAGAUAAAUAAAGUUUAUUUACUAUAUAAAAUUUGCUUAUUGUUCUCCUUCCUAAGUUGAAAUUUAUUUCAAAAUGGUCAAGAAUCUUUGUUCUAUCUAGAUGAAUAUAGUGAUGCACUGUUUGUCAGGAUAGCCAAAUGCUGAGCAUAGGAAAGAUUUUGUUCUCUUCUAAAUUAGCGUGACCAAAUUAGAAGACAUACAGAAAAAAAGCCGUCCUGGUAUCCGUUUUAGCUUCCUGCCAUCUUGGGGUCACCUUCUCUCUCUGGAAUAGACUGUACUUUGAAUGUUUUUAAACUCGGUGAGAGAAAUUUCUGGACACCAAGAGAUGGGAACUGUUCAGAGUGCUUCAUGUACCUUUUAUUUUCUUGGAAACACAGUAGUCAAAUAAUAUCUAGUAUCAACUAGAUAUACUAGAUAUUAUUUAUACUAGAUAUUGCUUGUAUAACCUCUCCCUCCAGGUGGAGCCUCAGUCAUCCAGUCUGCACUUUAGAGCUGCUGGUGUGUCUCACACUGUGGUGGGGAAGGGGGCCUUCUGGGGAGCAGGUGACCAAGGCGUUGCCCAUAGCCCACAGCCAACUCCUUUGGAAGCAAGGGAAGAGGGUCUUCUUCAUCUUUUUUUUUUUUUUUAGUCAGAAUUUACUUAAGUUGGCAAAACUUGUCCCACUGAAAGGUUUCUGACAACGGACAUGAUUUCUUACCCUUUUUUUAUAUCUUUUUCUAGGGUAGAAACUGUUAGCUGUUAGUGGAAUCCCUGUAUGACUUCCUACAAUUUCAUCCUAACCCAUUUAUGGAGACAAGCAUAUCAAAAAGAGCAGGGGUCAGCAACCUUUUUUUAUACUGGGCCAGAUAGUAAAUGUCUUCGACUUUAGGUGCCACGCAGUCUGUGUUGCAACCUCUCCACUCUGCUGUUAUGGUGUAAAAGCAGCCAUAGAUGAUACAUAAAUGAAUUCACACAACUGUUUUCCAGUAGGAAACCCUGGUGGUGUAGUGCUUAGGAGCUAUGGCUGCUAACCAAAAGGUUGGCAGUUCGAGUCCACCAGCCUGCUUCUUCGAAACUCUAUGGGGCAGUUCUACUCUGUCCUGUAGGGUUGCUAUGAGUCGGAAUCAACUCAACCGUAAUGGGUUUGGUAUUCCAAUAAAACUUUACUAAUGAGAAAAAGCAGCAGGCCAGAUUUGGCUUGAAAGCUGCGGUUUGCCAACCCCUGAAAAAGAAAACCAGCUGAAUUUUAAACAUGGAGAUGGGGGAGGGACAACAAUCAGUUGACGUACAGGGAUUAGUACUCAUUUUUCCAGCUGUUUCUUCUCAUUUUGAGUCGUGCCACAUCAGCAAAUGAUGUGCAGCAAACACAGCUCACCUCAAUUAAGAACACUGGUGACGCUCUCCCUGUUACUGCAGCAAGGAGGCUAGAGCACUACGUUGUGCUCAGUGUCAGGGUCCAAGGCCCCCUGUCACUACGUCCGUGUGUGAUGCCUGGGAUAUGACUGAGGUCGCCGACAAUAGUUAUUGGACACGUUUGCAUCAUGUAUUACAGCUUGCUGAGUACUUUCCCUUUCACUCUGACUAAUACUUUCAGACAAACAAGUUUCUGAUGACUGAGGGUUGGUCCAAGGACACUGAGAGAAAGCUGUGAUCCCAGAGCUUCGAUCCAGAUGCCAGGGUUGUAAACCCAAGGCUGUCUCCAAGUCCUAUGACUGCAGCUUACAAAAAGGUUGACAUGGAAAAUUUGUUAGGAAACAAGCAUUUCACUGUGAUAGGUGUCUGUCAGUUUGUGUCGUACUGUGGGGGCUAGUGUGUUGCUGUGAUGCUGAAAGCUGUACCACUGGUAUUCAGAUACCAGCAGGGUCACCCAUGGAGGACAGGUUUCAGCUGAUCUUCUAGACUAAGACUAGGAAGAAGGACCUGGCAGUCUACUUCUGAAAAGCAUUAGGCAGUGAAAACCUUAUGAAUAGCAGCGGAACAUUGUCUGAUACAGUGCUAGAAGAUGAGCCCCCCAGGUUGGAAGGCCCUCAAAAGAUGACUGGGGAAGAGCUGCCUCCUCAAAGUAGAGUCGACCUUAAUGACAUGGAUGGACUAAAGCUUUGGGGACUUUCAUUUGCUGAUGUGGCACGACUCAAAAUGAGAAGAAACAGCUGCAAACAUCCAUUAAUAAUCAGAACCAGGAAUGUAGGAAGUAUGAAUCUAGGAAAAUUAGAAAUCUUCAAAAAUGAAAUGGAAUGCAUAAACAUCGAUAUCCUAGGCAUUAGUGAGCUGAAAUGGGCUGGUAUUGGCCAUUUUGAAUCAGACAAUCAUAUAGUCUACUAUUCUGGGAAUGACAACUCGAAGAGGAAUGGUAUUGCAUUCAUCGUCAAAAAGAACAUUUCAAGAUCUAUCCUGAAGUAACUACGCUAUCAGUGAUAGGAUAAUAUCCACGCUCCUAAAAGGAAGACCAGUUAAUACAACUGUUAUUCAAAUUUACGCACCAACCACUAGGGCCGAAGAUGAAACAGGAGAUUUUUAUCAGCUGCUGCAGUCUGAAAUUGAUUGAACACACAAUCAAGAUGCAUUGAUAAUUACUGGUGAUUGGAAUGCGAAAGUUGGAAACAAAGAAGAAGGAUCAGUAGUUGGAAAAUAUGACCUUGGUGACAGAAACAAUGGUGGAGAUCGAAUGAUAAUUUUGCAAGACCAACGACUUCGUCAUUACAAAUACCUUCUUUCACCAACAUAAACUGACUAUACACAUAGACCUCACAAGAUGGAACACACAGAAAUCAAAUUGACUACAUCUGUGGAAAGAGGCAAUGGAAAAGCUCAAUAUCAUCAGCCAGAACAAGGCCAGGGGCCGACUGUGGGACACACCAUCAAUUGCUCAUAUGCAAGUUCAAGCUGAAACUGAAAAAAUUAGAGCAAGUCCACGAGAGCCAAAAUACAACUUUGAGUAUAGCCCACCUGAAUUUAGAGACCAUCUGAAGAAUAGAUUUGACGCAUUGAACACUAGUGACCGAAGACCAGAUGAGUUGUGGAAUGACAUCAAGGGCAUCAUCCAUGAAGAAAGCAAGAGGUCAUUGAAAAGACAGGAAAGAAAGAAAAGACCGAGAAAAAUGUCAGAGGAGACUCUGAAACUUGCUCUCGAACGUCGAGCAGCUAAAGCAAAAGGAAGCAUUGAUGAAGUAAAAGAACUGAACAGAAGAUUUCAAAGGGCCUCUUGAGAAGACAAAAUAAAGUAUUAUAAUGACACGUGCAAAGAGCUGGAGAUGGAAAACCAAAAGGGAAGAACACGCUUGGCAUUUCUCAAGCUGAAAGAACUGAAAAAAAAAUUCAAGCCUCGAGUUGCAAUAGUGAAGGAUUCUAGGGGGAAAAUAUAAAAUGACACAGGAAGCAUCAAAAGAAGAUGGAAGGAACAUACAGAGUCAUUAUACCAAAAAGAAUUAGUCGAUGUUCAACCACUUCAAGAGGUAGCAUAUGAUCAGCAACCGAUGGUCCUGACCCGACAGCACUGGGUUUGGGUUUUUUUUGGUCAUGAGCAUAACUGCCGCCUAUCCCACCUCAUUAACGUAGAGGUACGAUUUACAACACAUCCCAACCCAGUGUCGUGGAGUGGAUUCCGACUCAUAGUGACCCUAUAGGACAGAGUAGAACUUCCCCAUAGAGUUCCCAAGGAUUUGAACUUCUGACCCUUUGGUUAGCAGCCGUAGCACUUAACCACUAUGCCACCAGAGUUUCCUUACAACACAUAGGAAAAUCACAUCAGAUGACAAAAUGCUGGACAGUCAUACAAUACUGGGAAUCAUGGCCUAGCCAAAUUGAUACACACAUUUUUGGGGGACACAAUUCAAUUCAUGACAGGUGCUAUCAAGUCCCAGCUCAUAGCAACCCUGCGUACAAAAUGCUGCCUGAUCCUGUGCCAUCCUCACAGUCGUUGCUAUGUUUGAGCCCAUUGUUGCAGUCACUGACAAUCCAUCUCGUUGAGGGUCUUCCCCUUUUUUGCUGUCCCUCGACUUGACCAAGCGUGAUAUCCUUCUCCAGGGACUGGUUCCUCCUGAUAGCAUGUCCAAAAUAAGUGAGACAAAGUCUUGCCAUUCUUGCUUCUAAAGAGCAUUGUGGCUGUACUUCCUCCGAGAAAGUUUUGUUCAUUCUUCUGACAGCCCAUGGUGUAUUCAAUAUUCUUUGCCAGCACCAUAAUUCAAAUGAGUCAGUUCUUAGAUCUUCCUUGUUCAUUGUCCAGCUUUUGCAUCCUAUGAGGCAAUUGAAAAUACCGUGGCCAGGGUCAGGCUCACCUUAGUCCUCAAAGUGACAUCUUUGCUUUUUAACACUUUGAAGAGGUCUUUUGCAGCUGAUUUGUCCAAUGCAAUAAUGUCAUUUGAUUUCUUCACGGCCACUUCCAUGGGUAUUAAUGGUGGGUCCAAGUAAAUGAAUUCAUUGACAACUUCAGUAUUUUCUCCAUUUAUCAUGACGUUGAUUAUUGGUCCAGUUGUGCGGAUUUUUGUUUUCUUUAUAUUGAGGUGCAAUCCAUACUGAAGGCUGUGGUCUUUGGUUUUCAUCAGUAAGAGCUUCGAGUCCUCUUCACUUUCAGCAAGCAGGGUUGUGUCUUCUGCAUAACACAGGCUGUUAAUGAGUUUUCCUCCAAUCCUCAUGUUGCGUGCUUCUUCAUAUAGUCCAGCUUCUCAGAUUAUUUGCUCAGCAUACAGAUUGAAUAAGUAUGGUGAAAGGACAUGACCCUGAUACACACCUUUCCUGACAGCAGUUCCUGGCAUGCAGAAUCCCCUUGUUCUGUUCAAACGACUGCCUUUUGGUCUGUGUACAGUUCCUCAUGAGCACAAUUAAAUGUUCUGGAAUUCCCAUUCUUCACAAUGUUAUCCAUAAUUUUUAAUGAUCCACACAGUCAAAUGCCUUUCCAUAGUCAAUAAAAGACAGGUAAACAUCUUUCUGGUAUUCUCUGCUUUCAGCCAGGCUCCAUCCGAUGUCAGCAGUGAUAUCCCUUGCUCCAUGUCCUCUUCAGAAUCCAGCUUGAAUUUUUGGUAGUUCUUUGUUGAUCUACUGCUGCAACCACUUUUGAAUGAUCUUCAACUAAAUUUUACUUGUGUGUGAUAUUAACGAUAUUGUUUGAUACUUUCCACAUUCCACUGGAUCACUUUUCUUUGGAAUGGGCACAGAUAUGGAUCUCUUUCAGUCUGUUGGCCAGGUGGCUGUCUUCCAGAUUUCUCGGCAUGGACGAGUAAGCACAUACAGUGGCUGCAUCCAUUUGUUGAAACAUCUCAUUUGGUAUUCUGUCGAUUCCCGGGGCCUUGUUUUUCCACAGUGUCUUCAGUACAGCUUGGACUUUUUCCUUCAGAACCAUUGGUUCUUGAUCAUAUUGCUACCUCCUGAAAUGGUUGAAUGUUGACCAAUUCUUUUUCAUAUGGUGACUCUAUAUAUUCCAACUUCUUUUGAUGCUUCCUGUGUAGUUCAACAUUUUGCCCAUAGAAUCCUUCAGUAUUGCAACUUGAGGCUUGAAUUUUUUCUUUGGUUCUUUCAGCUUGAGAAAUGCCACACGUGUUCUUCACUUUUGGUUUUCUAUCUCCAGGUCUUUGCACAUUUUAUUAUAAUACUUUGUCUUCUGGAGCUGUCCUUCGAAAUCUUAUGUUCAGUUCUUUGUCUUCAUCAUUUUUUCCAUUUCCUUUAGUUACUCUACGUUCAAGAGCAAGUUUCAGAGUCUCUUCUGACAUCCAGUUCAAUCUUUUCUUUGUUUUUAACUCUUUAGUUACUGUUGGUCUAACGGUAUACAAUUCACUUUUUAUGCCUCUGGACCUCGUAGGUAGUACAUUAUUCUGGUUCUAAUGCAUUUAGCAUCAAGGCAGGUCUCUUUUGAAAUGCAUGAAGCUCAGCAGACUGGAGCUGGAGCCUCAUUGCUGUGUAGGUUGAGCAUUCUAUUAGGUGAUGCUUCCUGGAUGUGUUGGUUUUGUAAGCUUUUGCCUUUUUCCCUUGAUUUCUGUGAGAUAAGGCUUGCAAGCAUAAUUAUGGCUACCCUAUGUGAUAGCUGAGGAUCCCUGAUGGGUUUGUUUUGGCUUUUUUGUAUCAUAUUUGGAAAACCAGAGGUUCCCAUGUAACCUAAUGGAAAGGCAUCCACAAAAAAAUUUUCUAUUUAGUUCUUAUUGUUAUAUUGUCAUACUACAGAUCAGUGGCACCAGAGUGCCACUUGCCUUAUUAGUGGCUUGUGUUACCAGAUUGUAUUUCCCAAAAUCCAUAUUACCAACCAAAGAUUGGUUGGAAGAAGGACCUAGCGAUCUACUUCUGAAAAGAAUUAGCCAGUGAAAACCUUAUGAAGAGCAGUAGAACAUUGUCUAAUAUAGUGCCGGAAGAUGAGCCCCUCAGAUUGGAAGGCACUUAAAAUACGACUGGGGAAGAGCUGCCUCCUCAAAGUGGAGUCCUACUUUAAUGACCUGGGUGGAGUCAAGCUUCCGGGACCUUCAUUUGCUGAUGUGGCACGACUCAAAAUGAGAACACACAGCUGCAAACAUCCAUUAAUAAUCAGAAUGCAGAGUGUAUGAAGUAUGAAUCUAGGAAAAUUGGAAAUUGUCAAAAUGAAAAUGGAAAACGUAAACAUCGAUACCUUAGGCAUUAGUGAGAUGAAAUGGACCGGUAUUGGCUAUUUUAGAAUCAGACAAUCAUGGUCUACUAUGCCGCAAACGACAACUUGAAGAGGAAUGACGUUGCAUUUAUUGUCAAAAAGAACAUUUCACAAUCUAUCCUGAAGCACAACGCUGUCAGUGGUUAGAUAAUAUCCAUACCUCUACAAGGAAGAACAGUUAAUAUGAUGAUUAUUCAAAUUUAUGCACCAAUGACUAAGGCCAAUUAUGAAGACAUUGAAGAUUUUUUACCAACUUCUGCAAUCUGAAAUUGAUCAAACAUGCGACCAGGAUGCAUGGAUAAUUACUAGUGAUUGGAAUGUGAAAGUUGGAAACAAAGGAUCAGUAGUUAGAAAAUACGGCCUUGGUGAUAGAAAAGAUGCUGGUGAUCACAUGAUAGAAUUCUGCAAGACCAAUGACUUCUUCAUUGCAGAUACCUUUUUUCACCAACAAACGGCAAGUAUACAUGUCAUCAUGCCAGAUGAAAUACACAGGAAUCAAAUUGAGUACAUCUGUGGAAAGAGAUGAUGGAAAAGCUCAGUAUCAUCAGUCAGAACAAGGCCGGGGCCAACUACAGAACAGACCAUCAAUUGCUUGUAUGCACGUUCAAGUUGAAACUGAAGAAAAUUAGAACAAGUCCACGAGAGCCAAAGUACAACCUUGAGUAUAUCCCACCUGAAUUUAGAGACCAUCUCAAGAAUAGACUUGAUGUAGCAAGGUGUAUAUAAAUUUUUGUGUGAGAGACUGACUUGAUCUGUAAACUUUCACUUAAAGCACAAUAAAAAUUAAAAAAAAAAAAAAA
Molecule: messenger RNA, 15182 nt
Organism: Loxodonta africana (African savanna elephant)
Lineage: Eukaryota; Metazoa; Chordata; Mammalia; Proboscidea; Elephantidae
Gene: GOLGA4
Product: golgin A4
Exons: 27
Coding region: 184-7119 (2311 amino acids)
Biological process (GO): Golgi vesicle transport
Cellular component (GO): Golgi apparatus
Molecular function (GO): small GTPase binding
Source: RefSeq, a predicted model, not a curated record